This is a messenger RNA of Caenorhabditis bovis, 435 nucleotides long. The record is from the annotation of a GenBank genome assembly. Lineage: Eukaryota; Metazoa; Nematoda; Chromadorea; Rhabditida; Rhabditidae.
AUGGGAAAACCGAUUGAAGGAAAUAUGAGCGAAAAUCUCAAAAUUAUUCUCAUCGCAGUAUUGUGCCAACAAGUGAUUGGCUCGACGAGCCGUCAUGAAAAUGUCGAUGAGCUCGAUUUCACUGAUCAUUCAAAUGGAAGCCCUCACAUUCUGCGCCAUUCCUACUUCAAACAAGACUUUCGUCUCGGAUAUAAGCUCAAAUUAUUUUGCGAGGCCAUUGGAGCGCCAAGACCCGAAAUCACGUGGUAUCAUCGAGGUGUUGAAGUCAAUCUCGACACUAAUAAAACUGUUCGCCAAACGAUGCACGGAAACUCAAUGUCGUCAUAUCUGGAAGUCGAUCCAACAUCAGUGACCGACAAAGGCGAAUAUGAAUGUGUGGCCACGAACGCGAAAGGAAGUCAUGUGAAAAAAUUUUUGACCAAUUACCAAUACUAA